Hippoglossus stenolepis (Pacific halibut) is the source of this 2814-nucleotide messenger RNA. RefSeq names its product wingless-type MMTV integration site family, member 7Bb (gene wnt7bb). The transcript is spliced from 4 exons. Gene Ontology annotation, biological process: cell fate commitment; multicellular organism development; neuron differentiation. Gene Ontology annotation, cellular component: extracellular region. Gene Ontology annotation, molecular function: frizzled binding; cytokine activity. The record is from RefSeq and is a predicted model, not a curated record. Lineage: Eukaryota; Metazoa; Chordata; Actinopteri; Pleuronectiformes; Pleuronectidae. Bases 552 to 1601 code for a protein of 349 amino acids.
CUGCAUAUUUCCACGCUGCAGCAGGAGGAGGAGGAGGAGGAGUGCAGCCCUUUUGUUACCUGUAGAGCACCUGGAUGAUGGAAGUUAGUAACGUGGACUGAGCUUGAGAUGUCUUCAGAUUGUUGAAAAUGUUUUAAACGCAGCGAAAUGCACGGGGUUGGUAGAGCACUGCAGGAAGCGCACCUAUAGUCGUGUUCUGGCUGCAGGGCGCAGGAAAUGGGAAUUGUUAAUUAGUGCUCUGUCGUGAAAGUAGGGACGAAUAGGAGGCACUUCCUCCAAGAACUCAUUCACCUUGCAAGUCCGACCCUCUCUCGAGUUUCACUUUGGAGUUCUCCGGCACCUCUCAGCUCCUCGCCCAGCAUCUCACCUGUGCCGCCGGACCAUGGAUUUCACACGGCCGAAGGUUUCUAAGGCGCUUCGGAUCGACGUCGCGGAAAACAGGCGGCGUACGUGCAUCUGGAAGGGUUAGAGGGAAGCUGCCAAUGUGAAGGGAAAACAGUGCGACCACUUCACGUUACGGUGCAUGGCCCCUGGACAAAGUGGCAACGAUCAUGCACAAGCCCCUCCGAAAGCGGAGCGUCUACGUGUUGCUGUGUUUUGGCAUCAUUUACCUCCGGCUCGGGGCCCUGUCCUCGGUGGUGGCUCUGGGGGCCAACAUCAUCUGCAACAAGAUUCCCGGGCUGGCACCUCGCCAGCGGGCCAUCUGCCAGAGCCGCCCGGACGCCAUCAUUGUUGUGGGUGAAGGCGCCCAGAUGGGCAUCAAUGAGUGUCAGUACCAGUUCCGAUACGGACGCUGGAACUGUUCGGCGCUGGGAGAAAGGACAGUCUUCGGUCAGGAGCUGCGAGUAGGCAGCCGGGAAGCAGCGUUCACCUAUGCCAUCACAGCGGCAGGGGUGGCCCACGCCAUCACUGCAGCCUGCAGCCAGGGCAACCUGAGCCAGUGCGGCUGCGACCGUGAGAAGCAGGGGUAUUACAACCAGGAGGAGGGCUGGAAGUGGGGAGGCUGCUCAGCCGACAUCAAGUACGGCAUCGAGUUCUCUCGCCGCUUCGUGGAUGCCCGCGAGAUUAAAAAGACCCCACGCCGCCUCAUGAACUUGCAUAACAAUGAGGCGGGGAGGAAGGUUCUAGAAGAAAGGAUGAAGCUAGAGUGCAAGUGCCACGGUGUCUCAGGAUCCUGCACCACCAAAACCUGUUGGACUACACUUCCAAAGUUCCGCGAGAUUGGCUACGUACUCAAGGACAAGUACAAUGAAGCUGUGCACGUGGAGGUAGUCCGGGCUAGCCGACUGCGACAGCCCACCCACCUCAAGGUGAAGCAGACUCAGGGCUACCGCAAGCCCAUGGAGACCGAUCUCGUCUACAUCGAGAGGUCGCCCAACUACUGCGAGGAGGAUGCGUCCACAGGGAGCGUGGGCACGCAGGGACGCCUGUGCAACCGCACUUCCCCACACACAGAUGGCUGCGACCUUAUGUGCUGCGGCCGGGGCUACAAUACACACCAGUACACCAAAGUGUGGCAGUGCAAUUGUAAGUUCCAAUGGUGCUGCUUCGUCAAGUGCAACACGUGCAGCGAGAGGACGGAGGUGUUUACCUGCAAAUAAGGACGUGAGGAACUCAGUGCCAGGAAUUGAGGCGCCAAGUACAAGCUGAAUGAGGAAGACCUGGUAGAGCGAGAUAAAAGUGUGACUGGGACCAGUGAGGGAUUUUGACAUAAAAGGAAUGGAGAGUUACACUAUCAGCUCUUCAUGGCAUCGUUUUGCACAGCAGAAUCUUAUCUAAUUGCUUUUUUUCAGAAAGUAAAUGCUAAAUAUCAGUAGGUAAUCCCCCAGAACUUUACUGUCACAUAGAGGUUAUGCUCACGUACUGAUGUAUCCGCAGUGAAGUUGGGACUACAGGUACUGAAUGAGGCCCUCGGUUGCACUCUAGGAAUUUGUAACUGUUCAUUUCUCAAGAGACUCGUGCACGGAGAGGAAACGCAGUACCCCGGGAGGAGAUCAAAAUGACAGCAGCUGACGAGGGGUGACUGAGAGAGCUUUGUCAAGUCUUGAUUGAAAACUUGUAAGGGUUUUUGUCUUUUUCUCACUCAAGGGGAGCAAAAGUGAAUCUUGACAUGAAUCGCCCCCUCCCCCAAACUGUUUGGGGCUAAUGUUAGAGGUUUGCAGAAAUGAAGAACAUUUUGUAAGUAUGGUGCGUUCAGGUGUACCAAAAUCUGAGAGGAGAACUCUGUUAGACCCUCUGCUGCCAACUGGAAUAUGGUGGAGUAUGUUAGUUUUCCAGUCACACUGGAACUGUCUGUUCUGAACACUGAAAAUAAAUUGUUUAUUUAUGUUAUAGUAUCUUAAAAACAAAGCACUAACGGGUAGAGAUGUCUUUUUUUGUACUAAGUGUAAAGAAAAAUACUUUUUAGAAACUCUGACUGAAGAUGUGUGUCUAUUAGAAAAUGCCCCCCCUCCCCCAUCCCUUAAGCACCCCAUCUUUUCUUAAAAAAAAAGAAAGAAAGAUAAAUUGGUUUCAUGGCUACUGGUGUAUUGACAAAAAUGUACAUCAUUACAGUGUGUUUCACAUUCAAUCACCUAGGUUCUAUUUUACUGUAGCAUAGAUUGUUUCCACUUCUUUUACUCCGAACAGUAACAUCUACUUGGACGCUUUUGCAAUUUCAGUUAAGAGACAGUAGCAAGAAAUCACAUUUAACGACAGAGAUUCUUCCUCAAUUCAUUAAACAUGAAACAUGAUAUGUUGCUGGAUGUGUUGUCGAGUGUUGCACUGAUAUUCAGAUACGACUCAUGAGAACUGAAUAAACUCCCAUUUGACUCA